Messenger RNA from Pyricularia pennisetigena, 1887 nucleotides. RefSeq lists its product as uncharacterized. The transcript has 2 exons. The coding region runs from base 1 to 1887 and encodes 628 amino acids. NCBI's taxonomy places the organism in Eukaryota, Fungi, Ascomycota, Sordariomycetes, Magnaporthales, Pyriculariaceae. The record is from RefSeq and is a predicted model, not a curated record.
AUGGCAUCCAGCAACUUAGCGGCAGGUCAACAUGAUAAUCCCAUUAAAAUUGAAGAUGAGGAGAAGAGCCUAUCUCAUAUCGAUAAUGAGGAUGAAGAUGUGAACCUCUUGCAAGUUGAAGAUUCGUCUGUAUCUUCUUCUUCUGAGAGCUACUCGACAGCAACAGACAGCCUUCAGAAUUAUCAUCAUGUUAUUAAAGGCUGCAAUUCUGUUGACACGCCUGCUGAUACGCCUGUCAAUGAAGCUCCAACCAUGGCUGAGGGUCGUUCCACGACCCCCGUCCCUCGCUCAGUUACUGCUAACUUUGACAGUAAUCCUGCUCAUAUUGUUGAGGGCUCGAUGAUUGAUAUUUCCGAGCCGCAGUCCUCUAGUCCGCUGGGAUCCGAGGCCACUACCAUUCCCGAGGCCGAAAUCAUGGACAUCAGCUCUCGUCAAAUGGCGCAUGAGAACACCACCAAAAGACCGUUGGAAAAUACGGACUCGGAGCAGCAGGACAAGAAGCGAAAGCCAGAUGAGUCGUUUGACCCAGAAAGAUCCGAAGAAAUAAUCCAACAGCGACUUUUUGAAGAUCUCAAAGUUCAACAACACUAUCGGGUGAAGGCGGAGUCCAGGGUCCAAACUCUGAAGGAAGAGCUGGAAAAGAGACAGGAGGCGCUGGAAACUGCCCAAGCAAAAUCGGGGACCUGGCACGACAAGGCGGACGAGUUAGAGGAGCAACUACAGGAUGCAAUACAGGAACAGCGAAAAACAAAGAAGGAAUGGAUUUCGGCAAAGCAGCAGAGGACUAGAGCAGAAAACAAGCUAGCACUGCUUGAAAAACAAUUCAAGAGGCUUCAGGACCGGCUGGCAGAAUCCGAGAAGGAAAUUUCCGCUGCACGCGCUGACCUUGCGAAGCAGAGAGACGUUCUGAUUUUGAAGGAUAAAAAGAUGCAAGAACUCAUCAGAGAAUCGUAUAAUGAAAAACAACAGCGAGAAGCAGCUGAGCAAAAGGCCGGCGAGUUCAAAAAACGUUGGAAGCAAACAGCCCUCAAGUUGGACCGCAAUACCAGGAUCAAACCGCUGCCUCAUCAAGUCAGCGACCAGGACCUGGUCGGCGAGGUGGAAAAGCUGAGAUACAAGAUCGCCAACUUUGCAGCGACGCACUUUGACGGGAAGCCUCUACGCCAUCACGAGCCUGAUCAGGACUUCUCGGAGAUACUGAACAACCUAACCCCGGCCGAUGUUGGAGCAGUUGGAUAUCUUCAUUCGACGACUCGCUGUCCCAGCAUUGUCCAGGCUUUUAUAUGGACCGAACUCCGUCAGGCCGUGUUUGGCUGCUUUCUUUGGGCCGAAAGGUGUAGCGAGCCGCUCUCUGAUCUGGUUGAGGGAAUGAGUAAUUACGGCUCGAACUACCUCAAGUCACCGGGUACAAGCUUCGUCUUUCACGAAUGGCGCGUCAAGACUGCAAACCUGAUGGCCGACAUGAAAUCUGGCUUUCCCGAGCUUCAUCAAAAUAGGGGAAAAGAAAAGAGCCGCAUCGCGAGCAAAAUAAAGGAGAAGCUUGUACCCUUCCGCAGGACUCAGAUGCCAGGAGUUUUUGCCCAGGAACUGCAGGCCAUCGUUGACCAAGCUGCAGCACUCGAUAUGGAGAUGGCCAGGCAGCUAGCACAUCUGAAGUGGCUGUCCCCAGAUUGUCGUGGACACUGCUCGUUCGACGAGGAGACCAUGGCACUAGACAAAGGCGAAGAUCGGUCCACUCGCCCCGGAAGGGUGCUACUAGUGGUGGCGCCGGGCCUGACGAAGUGCGGCAAAUCGACGGGCGAGGACUUUGACCGCGAGAGCGUGCUGCUCAAGGCGGAGGUGACUUGUGAUCUUGCCCCGUUGGUGCGCGGGAUUCAGCAUCAGUGA